UUAAAAAAACCGCUCUGGCCAAAGACGAUGGACUAUCUCUACUAGUCCCUCCUUUGAUUGCGGAAGUGAAUGUAACGUUUUACAACGACCUGAUAAGCGGCGUUGGAUAGAUGGGGCAUCCUUCAUCUGAGUAUGGAGCAAGGGAACGUCGACAAUGACUGCAACAACGGUGUGGCGAGACACCGGCGGUCGGCUUCUAGGAGGAUGGGGUCCACUUCUUUGUGUUCUCGUCGGGGCUCUGAUGGCACUGGUACUUCCCCGGGUUGGAGUCGAGGACGAGUGCUGUGCCAAAUUAAAGGGCAUUGCUCACGUACGGUGUCAGGUGUGGGGAAGGUCUCAACGGCACACCGUGCAGUCGACCAGUCUCACCGUCCCGUUCACAGCCCUCGACCUCCUUCCGUAUAGGUCCAAGCCGAGCAAAGAGACGGAGCAGGAAGCACGAGCGGCUUUGCAGCAGGCUGUGGAGAUGAAGAAACUGGGCAAGAGGGACAAGGCCCACAGACUACUGGUCCACGCGCUUAACAUGAACCCAGACUUCGUGGACGCACUGACGGAGCUGGGCACCAUCCUGGAGGAGGAGAAGGAUGUGGUCCAGGCAGACCACCUCUACACCAAGGCCCUGGCCAUCUCACCCUGCAACCAGAGGGCUCUGGUCAGCCGGGACCGCACGCUCCCCCUGGUGGAGGAGAUUGACCGGCGCCACUUCAGCGUCAUCGACAGCAAGGUGCGCCGGCUCAUGUCCAUCCCCAAAGGGAACUCGGCCCUGCGGCGCGUGAUGGAGGAGACCUACUACCACCACAUCUACCACACGGUGGCCAUCGAGGGCAACACCCUCACGCUGUCGGAGAUCCGCCACAUCAUCGAGACGCGCUACGCCGUCCCUGGCAAGAGCCUGCUGGAGCAGAGCGAGGCCAUCGGCGUGGACGCCGCCAUGAAGUACAUCAACACCACGCUGCUGUCGCGGGCCGGCGCCAUCGCCGUCACGGACAUCCUGGAGAUCCACCGGCGCGUGCUGGGCUACGCCGACCCGGUGGAGGGUGGCCGGCUGCGCACCAGCCAGGUGUUUGUGGGUCACCACAUCCCGCCGCACCCCCAGGACCUACAGCGGCACAUGGAGGAGCUGGCGCAGUGGCUCAACUCGGAGGAGGCGCUGCAGCUCCACCCCGUGGAGUACGCGGCGCUGGCCCACUACAAGCUGGUCUACGUGCAUCCGUUCGUGGACGGGAACGGGCGCACGUCGCGCCUGCUGAUGAACGUGGUGCUCAUGCAGGCGCGCUACCCGCCCAUCACCAUACGCAAGGAGCAGCGGGUGGAGUACUACAACGCCCUGGACACGGCCAACGAGGGCGACGUGCGGCCCUUCAUCCGCUUCAUCGCCAAGUGCACGGAGAUCACCCUGGACACGCUGCUUAUCGCCACGUCAGAGCACCCCGUGGGGCUGCCUGGGACCGGCCACGAACAAGCCUGUCCUGACUGCCAACAGACCAUCCCCAUCCACAACUAGGAGGCCAGAGAACAUCCCCAUCGACAGCUAGGAGGCCAGAGACACUCCCAUCGACAACGAGGAAGCCAGAGAACAUCGCCAUCCACAGCUAGGAGGCCAGAGACACUCCCCAUCAACUAAGGGACCAGAGACCUGUCUGUUUGUGUGUAAGGUGAACAUGCAAGGCCCCAAUUAACCCACAGAAAAGCAAUGAGGACAUACUUUCAAGUGUUUCAUUUUUUUGCCUAAAAAAUGAACGUUCUCGUCUUUGGAUGUUUUGCAAUGAUGAGCAGGUUUUUCCAAAAAAAAUAGGAUUUUAGAAUCACGUCUACUACUUACCUCCUGAAGCAGAAACUGCUGAUUCAUUGCAGUUAAAUGCCAUCAUGUAUUUAUUAAUUUAUUUGUCAAAUAUUUGAGUAACCUGUGAAUGUAAAUGAGUAGAUGGGGACGCACUGAUCUACAAUCAAAGAGGGCAAACCUUUAGAAAUGAUUUUAUGGGAAAGCUGAAAUACAGUUCUUUAUUAAAACAACUUUAGAACAUUCA
Messenger RNA from Gadus morhua (Atlantic cod), 2027 nucleotides. RefSeq names its product FIC domain protein adenylyltransferase (gene ficd). NCBI's taxonomy places the organism in Eukaryota, Metazoa, Chordata, Actinopteri, Gadiformes, Gadidae. The transcript has 3 exons. Gene Ontology annotation, molecular function: protein binding. The record is from RefSeq and is a predicted model, not a curated record. The coding region runs from base 155 to 1504 and encodes 449 amino acids.